CGGCACAUUCGGCAGACGCACGCACACUACAGUGUGGAGUGCAGUUGGAGCCGGAGUGUAAGGACGCGUCCCGAUUCUUUGGAUGAUCAUCUGACUCCGCUUUUGGUGCGCGCAAAGGAGACGUCAAAGCGGAGCAUACGCGGCCUUCCGACCACCCCACACCCCCCCCACGCCGGCUCGGAUUCAGCUCGAAGGAGCUCCAGGAGCGCUGCGCGAACGGCGUACUUGACUGGCACUGUCACUGUGGCGCAACAAGCAUGGGAUUAUUAUUCGGUGCGUAAUGUUGCCACGGGGCCAAUGCGGGAAAGCGCGCCGCCGCGGGACCAUGUGAGACGUUCCUGAUCGUGCCUCUCUGUGUUUGUGUGUAAUGUGUGGAUAGUAAACCCCCCCGCACCCUCCCCCGCCCCCCGGACCCCCACACCUCACGCCCCCGAGGAUCGCGCGACAAGUGAAGCGUUUUGUGCGCAAAAAGGAUUUUCUUUUCUUUCUUUUUUUGGGAACGCCGCCACCAACAUGGACGCGGCACCCACGGACCCGCCAGGAGCCCCUUUUUAAUGGUCCCGUUUUGUAAAUUGCAAACUUGAUGGACGCGAAGCCCACCGCCCCCAACCAGCACCGCUGCGGAUUCUAACACCUCUCCCGGAUUUGGAUUUGACAACACCAUGAACUUUAUUGACAGUUUGACACUAUUAUUUCUGACGCUGUCGGCUGUCAAGAGUGCCCAAUUACCGAGGGAAACGCAGAGAGGUCCACAUGACGUGAUCCCGUUGAUGGAGGUGUACAACAAGAGUUUGUGUCAACCUCGGGAGCUGCUGGUGGAGAUCCUGCAGGAGUACCCCGAGGAGGUGGAGCACAUCUUCAUCCCGUCGUGCGUCGUGUUGACGCGCUGCGCCGGCUGCUGCAACGACGAGACGCUGCAGUGCAUGCCCACGUCCAGCUAUAACGUCACCAUGGAGAUCAAAAGAAUAAAAACCCAAAGGCAACAAAAUGAUAUCUUCAUGAGUUUUACAGAGCACAGCGCAUGCGAGUGUAGGUUAAAGAAAGAAGUGAAAGAGCUGCGAGAAAAUGUUUGCAAGCCGUGCUCAGAAAGAAGGAAGCAUUUAUUCUUGCAAGAUCCGCAAACCUGCCGCUGCUCCUGCAAACAUACCGACGAGUUUUGCAAAGACCGCCAACUAGAGCUCAACGAGAGGACCUGCAGAUGUGACAAGCCCAGAAGAUGAGGGAGGAGGAGCAGCGCACACAAAAGAUGAAGGAAUACUCCGUUCUAUUAUUAGAACGUAAUAUAACGGAUAUUUCACAGCACAGCACUUUGCCAUUUUUCUUUUUUUUGGACCCGAAAGCUCCUAUUUUCUGUGGAAAGCAUUCCACUCCGGACUUUCAGAGAGAGACGGACAGUUUGCCUCCCAGUGUAUAUCUACAACACGUGCGUGUGUGCGUGUAGGCCAGCAUACCACACAAUUGUUUGCUGCUACAAAAAAAAAAAACACACACACACACUCACACAACAAUCAAACGACUAAAACAAUGCAUCAUUUGAUGGAAGCGCCUUCUAACCACCCUGUUGCUUUUACUUCACUGGAUGCGAGUCUACUGUGCUGGUGCACACAAAUAAAAAAAAAAAAAACACGCCUGGAGAUUUAAGACGGCUGUAAGACGACAAGGAUAAGGAGGAAGAGCUUUGUGGCGUGGAUUCACACACGGAUGUCUGAUUUUACUGGCAAAGCGGGUGAGGGAUCUUCCUAAAGACGGCUGCUUUUUUUUCCAAGGGGGGUCAGGGGGACAUUUUCAGCACACGACAUGAGGAGUGCCUUGAAAGGGAUACUGCAAGCCAAUGUGCUAUUAUAGUUGGCGUGAAAGAAAAAAACCACUGAAUGAAAACUCUACUGUAGUUUGAUUCCAUCGGGAAAACCAGUGCCUCGCUUGAAAAAGAAAAAAGAAAAAAAAAGACUCAGAAAAAGUGCUUUAUAAAUUAUUUGUUCCUUUUUUUUUCCAGGAAAAUGGGGAUUUAACGCAGUAGUGCUUUGAUUACACGUCCUCUCUGAACUUGUACAUACCUAAUAUUAUCCAUACAUGCCAUAGUCCAUUCUAGAUAAUUUAUAAUGUCAUAGAGUAUUUUUCAGUAUUCAUUUUAUUGCCCAUAUUUAAUGUGCUCUAUUUAUAUAUGCUGUGUUGUGUCCCAACUCUCCUGGCGACUGUCCGGUUUGGCAAGGAUUCUCCUGUGCUUUUAUUUUGUUUUAUUUUUUUUUUACACAUAUAACAGAAAAAAAUUGCCAACCAGAAAAAAAAAUCUGAUAUUUACUAACAUUCCCUAAAUGGUUCCUUUGUAGCGAGGAGGACACCUGAAUUAAGCAACGUGUGCGUUCAACUUUUAGCAUCUGCGUCGAGGUGUACGGAAGGAAGUACCACGUGUGUUUUGUCCGUCCUGCAACGCGCAAUUACAGAAAAACUACUGCUACAAAAACCACUACUACCACCACCACAUGUUCGUAAUAUAUCCAGAAAACAACAACCUCCGCCAUCAGUCUUAGAAACCUGAUUUAUUAGCUCCUUUUUUUGUUGUCCCGACACUAAUAGCCCGUUUCUGUGUCCAUGUAAAACGGUAAAGCAUAUUUAUUUACAAAUUAUAUUGUUUUUAUAUAAAAUACAGAAAACGG
This is a messenger RNA of Hippocampus zosterae (dwarf seahorse), 2654 nucleotides long. It is a transcript of the gene vegfab, whose product is annotated as vascular endothelial growth factor Ab. Bases 663 to 1220 code for a protein of 185 amino acids. Gene Ontology annotation, biological process: positive regulation of angiogenesis; positive regulation of protein phosphorylation; vascular endothelial growth factor signaling pathway. Gene Ontology annotation, cellular component: membrane. The record is from RefSeq and is a predicted model, not a curated record. Lineage: Eukaryota; Metazoa; Chordata; Actinopteri; Syngnathiformes; Syngnathidae. Gene Ontology annotation, molecular function: chemoattractant activity; heparin binding; growth factor activity. The transcript is spliced from 7 exons.